CGCAAUUGGACGCCCCAGCAAGGAUGCAAAUUACAAUCCAGGAACCAAGCCUUCGCCAUAGUAACAUUCCUAAUUUUGCUUCCCUGAUCCUUAUCAAAACACAGACGGAACAUCAGCCGGAGCUGCGGCCCAUUGCCAAACACCAGUGUACACAAGUGAGCAUUUGCACUGGAUUUAGCCUGUGCGACCGGAGACUCGCAGGGGAGAGGAUGGCAGAGGGAGGUUUUGACCCCUGUGAGUGCAUCUGCUCUCAUGAACAUGCCAUGAGGAGACUUCUCAACCUGCUGAGACAGUCCCAGUCCUACUGUACAGACACAGAGUGCCUUCAGGAGAUGCCAGGCCCCAACUCCUCAGUAGAAGGGGACAUCACUCUGCCCAUGAUUAUUAUGGGAUGGAUAGUUCUAGCUCUCGUGCUCUUUCUGUUCCGCCCAGCCAGCUUGAGGGGCCCUUCAACCAGCAGCAAGCCCUCCAGUCCUCAUGGCAAUCAUGGCAGAGAGCCACCAGCACCUCCAGUGGACUAGAGGUUUAACCCUGCACAAAAGAUUUGAUCUUUUAAUCCAGCUUCCACCUGAUCAGCUACUGUGACCAGUAUAACUUAUUACUUUCCUUAAUCAUCUCUGUCAGUAUUUCUGAUUCCAAAUUCUUUAGACCAAUAUCGAGAGGGUGAUCUACACCGAUACUUGGAUAACAAGGUGUUUCUAUAAUGUGAGUUGCUUUUCAAAAGAGGAAGCAAAAAAAAGAAAGUUGGUGAAGAUGCUGAAUUGUUAGAGUUUGAUGAUUUCCAGGUUUAUAUAGCUCAGUCUUCAAUUUCUUACUUCUUCUAUUUUUAUUAUAAAGCAUUAUUAGGUAUUUAGCAAGUUGUUUAAAUGACAUAUAGGCAUAUAUAAUGACACUUACCCUAGAUCAGCCUAAAUAUAAAUUGCAAUCUAGAGUAAAGGUUACCUAGUUAUCGAGUGUUGUCAAGAGAUUUGGGUUAUUUUCGAGUAGACUGAGGUGGAGAGGAUAAUAUUUCUUGUGUCCUUUGGUAGCUUAUACAUUCCAAAGCUAUGAUGACUUCACAGACAUGAUGUCAUAGGUCCAUGUAGGAGCGUGAGCCUUGACUCUGCAUUGGGUCAUUCUGAAUACUGACGUACUUAAAAUGAUUCACACAUUUGGGGCUGACCAAGACCGCUUCUUAAAAGUCAAAAUUUUGUGCAAGAGAAAAUUAUAAAAAGGGCGUAUUCCAGUAUUUACUUGGCUCUUAUUACUGUAGUCAUGGCUGUGUGAAUGUUGUCAUGGUCUGAGGUCUGUUGACCACAAAGAGAGAGCUGAUCUAAAGCAGACCUCUCCACCCUGAUGACUAUGAGUCUAUGUAUCCUUCAUGUAUAAAAAUCAUUAGUGCAACUGCUAGUAUAGACAGUUAAAUGCCAUUCUGAAUAGAGUUUUGUUGAGUUUGCUCAGGAAUCAUUAUGUAGCUAUACUUACUAGAACAGUUAUUCAAAUGGUAUGGGGAAUCUGCCAAAUUUCAGUGAUGAAAAUCUAAAAACAAUUUUAUCUUUCAAAAUAAGAUUUAAAUGGGUUACUGUGGACUUUUGGUUAUAUUUGUUAAGAGCAAAAUUCCCUUUUAAGCUUAAAGGUAAAUCUACCAACUGUAGCACUUUGGUUUUGGCAACUUUACAUGUGUACAGAAAGCAAAGCUCCAGAAAAACACCAAAGAUAGGAUGUUAAUCUGCUCCAUUUCAAUUGUGGUGUAACUUACUGAGAAACUUUCCUGUCUCUUCAGUUCUGUGAAAAUGUUAGAAUGUCUUAAUGACACAAAAGUCAAUUUGCUUAAUUGGACGGACUAAUGAUUUCUUGUAGGUUCAGUUAAGGUGGUGGUGUGGAUUUUAGGGCAUGUAAAUUGAAUUCUGUCUACAUACACUGUUCCAAUGAAACUGCUCUGUGUGAAAGGGCUUGAUCUAUGCACUUUUGGUUACUUAAAAUAAAUAUGAACAAUAACAUCA
Ctenopharyngodon idella (grass carp) is the source of this 1982-nucleotide messenger RNA. It is a transcript of the gene smim14, whose product is annotated as small integral membrane protein 14. NCBI's taxonomy places the organism in Eukaryota, Metazoa, Chordata, Actinopteri, Cypriniformes, Xenocyprididae. The transcript has 5 exons. The record is from RefSeq and is a predicted model, not a curated record. Gene Ontology annotation, cellular component: endoplasmic reticulum. The coding region runs from base 24 to 521 and encodes 165 amino acids.